Molecule: messenger RNA, 1840 nt
Organism: Vigna umbellata (rice bean)
Lineage: Eukaryota; Viridiplantae; Streptophyta; Magnoliopsida; Fabales; Fabaceae
Source: RefSeq, a predicted model, not a curated record
GUAAAAGAAAAUUUACUGAGAAACUAGUCAACACCUGUCUCUGGCUUUCGAAGAGAGAAAUCGGAGAUGUCAUCGCAUACUAACGAUCCCCGUCAGCCAUCGGCGGCGAGACCCUACGUGGCACCGCAGAUUGCACCGCAGGACCUGCCGAUCGAUUACGCCGGAUUCAUCGCCGUCAUAUUUGGCGUCGGCGGCGUUAUGUUUAGGUACAAACUGAGCUCCUGGCUGGCACUCAUAUUCUGCGCGCAAUCCGUAGCGAACAUGCGGAAUGUCGAGAACGAUCUCAAACAAGUUAUGAUGGCUAUGAUGUAUUCCUAUCAAGUAACAAUGUUCUUGUGUAUGGACUGUUAAAAAGUAACCAAUAUUAUAUAUGGUUUGUAAUGUCCCUGAAACUUUCUGAAGCAUGUUUCAACUCUUACAAGGUUUUUCUCUUUUAUUCUGCUUGUAUCUGUUGUACUGCGUGCAAGUUCUUCAUGUUCUUACUAUAAACCCUGAUGUCUCAAUUAUGUAACAUUUAAGGCUUAUACAACUAAAGAUUGACUUAAAAAAUGGCUGGCCCUUGAAUUUGUUUCCUAAGUUUGAGACUUCUCUCAUGACAUGGCUAAAUACCUAGCAACACAGAACAAUAGUUAGAGAUGGAGAGCACAUGUUUAAGGGGGUAUUUGAAGUACAUAGAGAUUUUGGACGGAAAUGUCGAAGUAUAAGACAGGUAACUUUACAUCUGGAUAAAUGAGUAUAUAUGGAUAGCGUUUACUAGUUUUAGGAAUGUUUUUCAGAAUUCAAAUAAUGGGAGAAAGAAUGUCCGGUAUAAAGAAGUGGGGACUGAGCCAAUAGUCGGGUAGAAAAUUACUUGCAUUCCCAUGUCAUGGUAAAACUGCAUAUCAUUCCAUUAUGACAGGGUUAAAAGUCAAUGAAAACAUGAGAAUGGUACUUUUGGAGAAAGGAAAAAUGCCCCAAAGAUGUUGUGAAAACUCGUUUAAAAUAUUGAGGAUGUUGUGUUGUUUGCUUUUUUGGAGAAUAGUUUAACAUUCUUUGGAAUAAAUGCAACCAUAGAGCUUAGGAAAGUGGUAGGAUAGUAAUGUCAUUUUGCUUUUCUUUGGAGCUAGCAUUAGAUGGAUGUGUCGUCAUAGUUGUGGUUCAUCAAUUAGGCUUAUAGGUUCAAGUCUCCUUAAAACUCUAUGGACAGGAAAUCCUCUUCAAGAUAGGUCCAGGAAAAUAAUCUGUAAUAUGUUAUUGAAAAAUGUUAAAUUGUUGUUUACUGAGUUAUUUUACGUUGACAAAAAACUGCUAAAGUUUGAUAACUUGUUCCCGCACAAAAAAUACAUUGCAUAAUAACCUUUUUUGUUCUGUUUGGAUUUUUCAAUGCACACAUAGAAUAGAGGCAAAGGUUUUGGAUAUAUAUAUUUUAUGAUAAGAAUUUUGCCUGUAAGAAUGGUGAAUCUAAUCUUCUAUACCACCAUACUAAUAUACUAAACACAACAGUUUGGUUACUUGCACCUUUUUAGAAGUAUAUGAUUUGGGUAUGGCUGAAAUUCUCCAAAGGUUUAACUUGCUGUAGUAUUCUAAAAAGCAAGUGAUAGUAUAUUAGCAGUUACAUGCACACAUAGAAAGACAUGUGAUUUGCAGCAUUUUAUUUUUCUUCAUUCUUCUGUGGCAACGUGAACAUAAAAUAGUUUGUCCUCAAUUCCCAUCUAUUAUAAAUUUCGACAGGUUUUCCUGAGUUUUAAAUUAUUGACUUGAUGUUAAUCUGAACCUCAGGUUUUCUCUAAUGGGAUUGAUAACAAACUACUUUGGACCUCCCAGACCCGGCAAACAAAGCUGAAAUCUCAAGAUUUUGAGG